This is a messenger RNA of Rhagoletis zephyria (snowberry fruit fly), 1064 nucleotides long. It is a transcript of the gene GstD11, whose product is annotated as Glutathione S transferase D11. Gene Ontology annotation, biological process: glutathione metabolic process. The record is from RefSeq and is a predicted model, not a curated record. Lineage: Eukaryota; Metazoa; Arthropoda; Insecta; Diptera; Tephritidae. Gene Ontology annotation, molecular function: glutathione transferase activity.
UCUACUAGCCAAUUGAAAUAGCUGUUACUAUGACUGAGAAAAACCACAAACGGCGAGAAUCAUGUAAUUUAAAGUCCACAAAAUUACCUCUUAACUACGUCACACAAAAUUCAAUUGACUUUGAGGCAUAAAAUCUGCUGAUAAGCGAAAAGGACAUUCACAAGCGGCAAGGACACGUGGGCAUUCUGUUGUAGACAGUCAAACAAUUCACGCUGGGCAAUUGCAUUGAUACAGUCGCUGUUGUACCGCACAAGAUUGUGCAUCAACUCAGAGGUGGUUCAAAAAUGGCGCCUACACUUUACUACUUGCCACCUAGUCCACCAUGUCGCAGCGUUUUGUUGUUGGGUAAAAUGCUAGGCAUUGAUUUCGACUUGAAGAUCAUAAAUAUAUUGGCCGGUGAGCAGUUGAAACCCGAGUUUUUGCAGUUGAAUCCUCAGCACUGUAUACCAACAAUUGAUGAUGAAGGACUUGUGUUAUGGGAGAGUCGCGCUAUUUUGCAAUACCUGGCAGCUGCUUAUGGCAAAGACGAUUCACUCUAUCCAAAAGAUGUGCGUGUUCGUGCGUUGGUCGAUCAACGAAUACACUUUGACUUGGGCACCCUGUACGCACGCACGUUUGACUACUAUUUACCUACUGUGCUAUGGAGUGCUCCUUUGGACGAGUCCAAAAAAGCCAAACUGAAUGAGGCAUUCAACUGGUUCAAUGACUCGCUGAAGGGUCAUGAGUACGCUGCAACGGAUAACUUUACAAUUGCUGAUCUCACCUUGUUGGUAACGGUGUCACAAUGCGAAGCUUUCGGAUUCGAGAUUGAUUCCUACAAUCGUGUCAAACAUUGGUUGCGGCGUUGUAAGGAUUAUAUGCAACCAUAUGACUAUGAGGAAUUGAAUGGUAGCAAAGCUGUGAUCUUGGCUGACAUGUUUCGUGCAAAAAUUGAAAAUCCAUAAAUUGCUAAAUUCUUGAAAGAUUGUAUUGAUUCGAAUUAUUUCGCUGAAUUACACUAGAAUCUUAUAUUUGUAGAACAAUAAAGCACCCACGUUGUAAUAGAUUAUCACUAUAGUAGUGUU